Molecule: messenger RNA, 1191 nt
Organism: Didymodactylos carnosus
Lineage: Eukaryota; Metazoa; Rotifera; Eurotatoria; Philodinida; Philodinidae
Source: the annotation of a GenBank genome assembly
AUGAUAACAUCAUGUGUUGGAUUACAGCAAACAAUUACAUUAAAUCAUACCGAUGAAUAUCAACCAAAUCCUUAUACAGGAAAAAAUUUCUAUGAAGAUAAUAAUUAUCGUGCAGCACUCGAAUUACUAGAUGGAGGCUAUGAAAUAUCACAAGAUUUUAUCUUCAUGAUGGAAGAUUAUUGUGAUUUACAUCGUCAAUUUUCUAGUGGGUUAACAUCUUAUUAUGAAAUAUGGACAAAACGCAUUCAACGUCAAAAUACUCUGUGUUUGUAUAAUACAACAAAACGCGCUCAACUCGAUACUGUGAAAGUAGCAAAACAACUAGCUACCAUUGAGAAUCAUCGUAUUCAUAAUAUUCAACAAAUUAUCGAUAAAUAUAAAAAGAUAGUUAAUGAUACUUAUAUUUCGUCACGUCUCGGCUCACAUCAGCAUCGACGUACAAAAGAAAUUAAAAAACAAUUUAAAGAUGUUCAUCAAACAUUAAAUAAUUGUAAACAAAAACUAGAUCAAUUAAAGAUCGAUUUGAAAAAAGCUCAAGACGAUUUAAAAAAAGCAAAUAGUGCACAUGAAAUUGUAUUUAGUGAUUCGACUACCACUGAUAAACAACGAACACGUGCAAUAGACACGCAAAUAAAACGACGUAGAAGUGUGAAAAAGCUAAAUGAACAAAUAUCACUUGUUGAAGAUGAAUAUAAUUUAGCACAAAAAAUAUAUAGAAAAAAAGCAAAGUUGAUAUUUCAAGAAUGUCAGCAAGAAGAAGAACAUCGUCUCGAUUUGAUUAAAGAAACGUUGUCAGAUUUUUGUCAAGCAAUUCAAAUUGAACAUCAAGCACAGUUAGAUAAAAUAUACGCUGAUUUAUCACAUCAGAUUCAAACAAAACAAAAUUCAUUCGAUGAUAUCAUGUUUUGGGCACAAUCUUACGGAAUCAUCGAUGAUAGUUUAGCUGCAUUGAUGAGAAACACCACGAAAACAGUAAAAAUGAAAAAAAAAUUAACCAUUGCUGAAGAGCCACCACCAAUUACCAUAGAAAAAACAGAGAAAGAAUCAAUCACGGUGAUAGCGGGAAUAGACGACGAAGAACAAAGAGAUACGUCUAAAACGAAAACAAUAGCCAAGAAAACAGUAGCUAAUUUGAAGAAACCAACAGAAGCAGAUGAGACCACCACAGCAAAAGUGCUUGCAUCAGUAUGA